GACUGGCCUGGCUUCGUCGGGAUGGCGAAGGCUAUUUCUCCCUGAGGUUGGUGGGAGCUGGGCCUCGGGCGAGGAAGGCUGGCGUUGGUGAAGCGCGCCUGGCGCCGAGGCUCCAGUAUAUAAAUCAGGCAAAUUCCCCAUUUGAGCAUGAACCUCUGAAAGCUGCCGGCAUCUAAGGUCUCCUCCCAGGCCUGCUGGAGUCCAGCCCAUAAUGAAGGUAUUUACAGCAGAAAAGAGCUACUUUUAAUGAAGUACACCAUCCAUUGUGAAAGUGGAAAAAUAAGGAUUGUUCAUCAUGCCUGCCGUGUCUUCAGUUCCUAAAGAACUCUACCUCAGUUCUUCACUAAAAGACCUCAAUAAGAAGACAGAAGUUAAACCAGAGAAAAUAAGCAUUAAGAAUUAUGUACAGAGUGCCAUGAAGAUCUUCAAGACAGCAGAAGAAUGCAGAUUAGAUCGUGAUGAAGAAAAGGCCUAUGUACUGUAUAUGAAAUACGUGACUGUUUAUAACCUUAUCAAAAAAAGGCCUGAUUUCAAGCAACAGCAGGACUAUGUUCAUUCAAUGCUUGGACCUACAAACAUCAGAAAAGCUAUUGAAGAAGCUGAAAGACUUUCUGAAAGCCUUAAACUCAGAUAUGAAGAAGCCGAAGUUCGGAAAAAACUUGAAGAAAAGGACAGACAGGAGGAAGAGCAAUUGCAAAAACAGAAAAGACAGGAAGCAGAAAGAGAGGAUAGUGGCACAUCAGCUAAAAGUUCUUUGGCAAAUGUAUUGGAUUCUAAAGACAAAACCCAAAAGAUAAAUGGUGAAAACAGUGAAAAAAAGGAGACCACAGAGAAAGGAUCGAUCACAGCAAAGGAACUAUACACAAUGAUGAUGGAUAAAAAUAUCAGCUUAAUUAUAAUGGAUGCUCGAAGAAUGCAGGAUUAUCAGGAUUCCCGUAUUUCAGAUUCUCUCAGUGUUCCUGAAGAAGCCAUCAGUCCAGGAGUCACUGCUAAUUGGAUUGAAGCAAACCUCCCAGAUGACUCUAAAGAUAAAUGGAUGAAGAGGGGGAAUGUGGAUUAUGUGGUACUUCUUGACUGGUUUAGUUCUACAAAAGAUUUACAACUUGGAACAACUCUACGGAGUCUGAAGGAUGCACUUUUCAAGUGGGAAAGUAAAACUGUCCUGCGCAAUGAGCCUUUGGUUUUAGAAGGAGGCUAUGAAAACUGGCUCCUUUGUUAUCCCCAGUACACAACAAAUGCUAAAGUCACUAUACCCCCACGAGGCAAGAAAGAAGAGGUGUCUAUCUCAUUGGAUUUUACUUAUCCCUCUCUGGAAGAAUCAGUUCCUUCUAAACCUACUGCACAGAUGCCACCUUCUAUAGAAGUAGAUGAAAAUACAGAAUUGAUAAAAGAUCAAGAUGAGAAAAUGAGACCAUUGACUUUAUCAACUCCAGUUGAACCAAUUAUUACUUCUAAGUCUGAUGUUUCACCCAUAAUUCAGCCAAUGCCUACUGUAAAGAAUUUUCCUCAGAUUGAUCGUACAAAAAAACCAGCAGUCAGAUUGCCUGAAGAUCAUAGAAUAAAAUCUGAAAGUACAGAUCAUGAGCAACCAUCUCCUCAGAAUGGAAAAGUUGUUCCUGAUCGUUCCACAAAGCCAGUACUUUCCCCUCCAACUGCUAUGUUAACAGAUGAAGAAAAAGCUCGUAUUCAUGCAGAAACUGCCCUUUUAAUGGAGAAAAACAAACAAGAAAAAGAACUUCGAGAAAGACAGCAAGAGGAGCAGAAAGAGAAACUGAGGAGAGAAGAACAGGAACAAAAAGCCAGAAAGAAACAAGAAGCUGAAGAAAAUGAAAUCACAGAGAAACAACAAAAGGCGAAAGAAGAACUGGAAAAGAGAGAAAGUGAACAGGCCAAGAAAGAAGAUAAAGAAACCUCAGCAAAGAGGGGCAGAGAAAUAACAGGAGUAAAAAGACAAAGUAAAAGUGAGCAUGAAACUACCGAUGCCAAGAAAUCUGUGGAAGAUAGAGGAACAAAGUGUCCAACCCCUGACGUACAGAAAAAGUCAGUGGGAGAUGUGCCCCAUGCCUCUGUGCUAGGAGAUUCGAGUUCAGGCAAGCCUGUAAAGAUUAAAGGACAGCCAGAAAGUGGAAUUCUAAAGACUGGAACUUUUAGAGAGAAUACAGAAGACACUGAAAGAAAUAAAGCUCGAGAGCCUUUGACAAGAGCACGAAGUGAAGAAAUGGGGAGGAUCAUACCAGGACUGCCUUUAGGCUGGGCAAAGUUUCUUGACCCAAUCACUGGAACUUUUCGUUAUUAUCAUUCACCUACCAACACUGUUCAUGUGUAUCCACCGGAGAUGGCUCCUUCAUCUGCACCUCCUCCCACCCCUCCAACUCAUAGAGCCAAGCCACAGAUUCCUGCUGAGCGGGAGAGGGAGCCCUCCAAGCUGAAGCGCUCCUACUCCUCUCCAGAUAUAACCCAGGCCGUCCAGGAGGAAGAGAAGAGGAAGUCUAUAGCGACUCCAACAGUGAAUCGGGAAAACAAGCCAACAUGCUACCCUAAAGCUGAGAUCACAAGGCUUUCUGCUUCUAAGAUUCGGAACCUCAAUCCUGUGUUUGGAGGAUCUGGACCAGCUCUCACCGGACUUCGUAAUUUAGGAAAUACUUGUUACAUGAACUCAAUACUGCAGUGCCUAUGUAAUGCUCCACAUUUGGCUGAUUAUUUCAACCGAAACUGUUAUCAGGAUGAUAUUAACAGGUCAAAUUUGUUGGGGCAUAAAGGUGAAGUGGCGGAAGAAUUUGGCAUAAUCAUGAAAGCACUGUGGACAGGACAGUACAGGUACAUCAGUCCGAAAGACUUUAAAAUCACCAUUGGGAAGAUCAAUGACCAGUUUGCAGGAUACAGCCAGCAAGAUUCACAAGAACUGCUUCUGUUCCUAAUGGACGGUCUCCAUGAAGAUCUAAAUAAAGCUGAUAAUCGAAAGCGACAUAAAGAAGAAAAUAAUGAUCAUCUUGAUGACUUUAAAGCAGCAGAAAGCGCUUGGCAGAAACACAAGCAGCUCAAUGAAUCUAUUAUUGUUGCACUUUUCCAGGGUCAGUUCAAAUCCACAGUACAGUGCCUCACCUGUCACAGAAAGUCUAGGACAUUUGAGGCCUUCAUGUACUUGUCUCUACCACUAGCAUCCACUAGUAAAUGUACAUUACAGGAUUGCCUUAGGUUAUUUUCCAAAGAAGAAAAACUCACAGAUAACAACAGGUUUUACUGCAGUCAUUGCAGAGCUCGAAGGGAUUCUCUAAAAAAGAUAGAAAUCUGGAAGUUGCCACCUGUGCUUUUAGUGCAUCUGAAACGUUUUUCCUAUGAUGGGAGGUGGAAGCAAAAAUUACAGACAUCUGUGGACUUUCCUUUAGAAAAUCUUGACUUGUCACAGUAUGUUAUUGGUCCAAAGAACAGUUUAAAGAAAUACAACUUGUUUUCUGUUUCAAAUCACUAUGGUGGACUGGAUGGAGGCCACUACACUGCCUAUUGUAAAAAUGCAGCAAGACAGCGAUGGUUUAAAUUUGAUGAUCAUGAAGUUUCUGAUAUCUCCGUGUCUUCUGUGAAAUCUUCAGCAGCUUAUAUCCUCUUUUAUACUUCCUUGGGACCACGAGCAACUGAUAUAGCCACAUAAGAGGAAGUAGGUUAUAAACUAGUUGUCUUUUAAAUGGCUGAGCAACACAGCUCUUGAAAUGCUUAUAAAGAUACUGGACAGCUUACAGCUGCCAUUCAGAGGAUUCUGAGACAGUGAGAGCUGUGUCACCAUCACCAUGUCUUUCAGGUCAGGGCUAUUAUCAAAAACCCAACUAAUAACAUUUAACAAUAUUGCAUUCAGCACUUCUUAGAGGUACCAUUUAUUCCAUAAUAACUUUUUUAGUUUGUUCCAAAGUAACUAGCUAAGCAUUAUUCUACUGGUCUAAAAACCCUUGUAUCCUUUAUUUUCAUUUUCACUGUUAUGGCCUUUUCACAUUUCUAAAUCUCAGCUUCAUCUAUGAACACUCUAGAAUGAUAUAAAGCAGAUAGGAAUGUAUGUGUAUAUAUUUAUUGCACACUUGCACAUCAAAUCGAUGUAUAUAGUAUCAUGUGGUCCUUUCGUGAAAUCUAGAACUCAAGGGAUUGCCUUUUUUUCCUUUUGGCCUAUUCUGAGUAACUUCAGUGCUUUCUUAGGGAAAUGACAGGACAAAGCUAUUUUUCUUUUGGCUUUGGGCUGUACUUGUGCACUAAAUCAUUCUAAAAAAAUAAA
Molossus molossus (Pallas's mastiff bat) is the source of this 4255-nucleotide messenger RNA. It is a transcript of the gene USP8, whose product is annotated as ubiquitin specific peptidase 8. The transcript has 21 exons. The record is from RefSeq and is a predicted model, not a curated record. Gene Ontology annotation, biological process: Ras protein signal transduction; endosome organization; protein K48-linked deubiquitination. Gene Ontology annotation, molecular function: cysteine-type deubiquitinase activity. Lineage: Eukaryota; Metazoa; Chordata; Mammalia; Chiroptera; Molossidae. Bases 296 to 3646 code for a protein of 1116 amino acids. Gene Ontology annotation, cellular component: extrinsic component of plasma membrane; dendritic spine; cytosol.